UGUGACCUGAACGUCAAUAAGGAAGCAGUCGACGCAUCUUCUUUCCCGUCAGUUUGAUGUUUUUUCUCAGAAAAGGUUUCUUGCAGCGAUGUUGACCCUGAGGGGUCAUCUGCUGGCUCAGGUGCUACUGCUAUGGAUACUAAGCAACCUCUCAGAGGCACAAGUCUUCUUGAAUGCCCCUGCGGCGGUAAUGCUGGAAGAACAUUCUAGUGCCAAUGUCACCAUCACUACCAGUGUGCCGCUCCAACAGCCGGUGGCGAUCCGGUUCAAUGUGACCUACAGCUCUAAGAGCAGCUCCUCAUUGAUCAUCAGUGUGCCAGAGCAGGUGUUGCUGCCAGCUGAGACGACGUCGGUCGUGUUCACAGCGACGGCCCACAGUGCGGGUCAGGUGACCACGUACCUGCUGAGCAACAACACAGAGAUCCACAGCUGGUCGUCUAGGCUGCGCUUCUUGGUGGUCCAUAGCAAUGUGUUGGCUGUCAUCAGCGAGGUGAUUGGCUGGAUUUACUUCUUGUCCUGGUCCGUGUCCUUCUACCCACAAGCAUGGGUUAACUGGAGACGGAAAAGUGUGGUGGGCCUCAACUUUGACUUCCUGGCACUCAACAUGACCGGCUUCUUUGCUUACAGCGUCUUCAACGUCUGUCUUUUCUGGGUAGUUCCCAUCAAGGAGGAGUUUCUCCAGAAGAAUCCCAAUGGAAUUAACCCAGUGAAAGCCAAUGACGUCUUCUUCAGCCUGCAUGCCUUCCUUCUGUGUUUGGUGUACGUCACCCAGGCCGCCAUCUAUGAGACAGGAGGUCAGCGGGUGUCGUGGACGGCACGCCUCCUGCUGCUGAUUGGCUGGUCAUUUGCAGGCAUCAGCUUGUUUUUGGCUGUGGCCAGACGCAUCAGCUGGCUGGACUACCUCUACUUCGUCUCCUACAUCAAGCUGGCCAUCACACUGGUCAAAUAUGUGCCACAGGCCCUCAUGAACUACCGCAGGAAGAGCACAGUGGGCUGGAGCAUCGGCAACGUGCUGCUGGACUUCAGUGGCGGCAUGCUGAGCAUCUUGCAGAUGAUUAUAGACUCGUACAACAAUGACGAGUGGGGGCUUAUAUUCGGCGACCCCACCAAGUUCGGCCUUGGCCUCUUUUCGGUGGCCUUUGACAUCAUCUUCAUGGCUCAGCACUACUGCCUGUACCGAACAGAGCCGCAGUACCAGGAGAUCCAGUCGGCACAACCUCACUGACCACAUUGACGCUGGACUCAUGUCAGUGUGUGUAAAACAAAGCAACACACAUACUUAAAUGUUGACAACAUACCUGGAAUUUGGUUGUCCAUCCUAAUAAUUUUCAAAAUAAAAGUAUCAAACACA
Molecule: messenger RNA, 1351 nt
Organism: Dunckerocampus dactyliophorus (ringed pipefish)
Lineage: Eukaryota; Metazoa; Chordata; Actinopteri; Syngnathiformes; Syngnathidae
Gene: ctns
Product: cystinosin, lysosomal cystine transporter
Exons: 11
Coding region: 89-1225 (378 amino acids)
Biological process (GO): L-cystine transport
Cellular component (GO): lysosomal membrane
Molecular function (GO): L-cystine transmembrane transporter activity
Source: RefSeq, a predicted model, not a curated record